Molecule: messenger RNA, 540 nt
Organism: Anisakis simplex (herring worm)
Lineage: Eukaryota; Metazoa; Nematoda; Chromadorea; Rhabditida; Anisakidae
Source: the annotation of a GenBank genome assembly
GUCCGUCUUCAGGUGGAAUCACUUCUCAACACAGAAUGGGAUGUGGUUUUUGCGGAUGAAGAUUUCACAAUGGGAGGUUAUGGUGUAACAAUGAAAAAUGCCAAGGUAUAUCAUAAGCCAUACAUCAUGUUCAGCACAACUCAUCUACUGCAGCCGUUAGCAUGGGAAUUGGCACUUGGCAGAAGCUUCAUAACUCGACCACCUCCAUGGAUGCCGGAUAUGGAUGAUAUGCAUUUCGACGUCACUGAUUAUCGCCAACGUUGGCAUGUUCUCUAUGCGAAGAUUUUAGCAUGGCUNUCGUUGAAAUUUCGCGUCGAAUUCGCUAAAAACAAGGGACUCGCCAUGGUUGGUAUUGAACACUUUACAUUCGCGGACUUGUGGGGCAAUGCUGCAUUCAAUUUCCAAGAAGAAAUUGACUAUAUGGCUUUUCCACUUCCAGGUUUGCUGCUUGAUCGUGAGCCAUUAUACUGGCUGCACAAUGAGAAUUUAGUUCUUAAUAAGUUUGCACAAACUGUUGGGGCUGUCACCUUGAAGAAGUGA